AUGCCCAAAAUCUUGGUAAUUCAAAACAUAAAUUACAACCACGUUAUUUGAGGCUUAAGAUUUGCCAAUUUGACUGAUGAUCCACGUCUCAGAUUCCUAUUUUGGAAAGGAAUCUGCGUCGAAUCCGUUGUAGAUUUCAUACUCGUUCCGGCUGGAAGCACUCGAGGAGAAGAGCACUCCUUCUGUUCUCCUGGUAAAGCAUGAGCUUUUAAACGAGCCCCGGGGAUAUUUAUACAGCGAUAAGUAUCUCGCGAUCGGCGGUCACCAAUGGCUAAAAACAAACCUGGACGUGGUCCCGGAGUCUGGUUGGUCCGUGGACCCGUUUGGUCACGGUGGCACCAUACCGUACUUCCUGAAAGUUUCCGGAUCCUCUGGCACGGUGAUCCAGAGAAUACACUACGCGUGGAAGCAGUGGUUCGCGAAGAAACAGUACGGUGACUUCGUCUGGAUGCAGCCGUGGGAUCAGACUGGCAGGGCUGAUAUGUUGACACACAACCAGCCGUUCGAUAUCUACAACAUCAAACACUCAUGCGGUCCGCAUCCUCACGUCUGCCUGAACUUCGACUUUAGGAAGAUUCGCGGGGAGUAUACCGAGUACUCGGUCAGGGCGGUAGAGAUCACGCCUAAUAACGUGAAGCAGAUGGCCGAGCUGCUUCUGGAGCAGUAUUCCAGGACUGGAUCGUUGUUCACGCACAACGUGGUGCUAAUGCCGCUCGGGGAUGAUUUUAGGUACGACCAUGCUAUUGAGUGGGACCAACAAUACACCAACUACAAAAUCCUAAUGGACUACAUCAACAGCAGGAAAGAGGAGUACAACGCGGAAGUGGUGUUCGGUACUCCUAAAGACUACUUCCGCGAGGUGAGGAAACGCGUCGACGAUUUCCCAACUCUGAAGGGCGACUUCUUCGUGUACUCUGACAUCUUCAGCGAGGGCAGACCAGCCUACUGGAGCGGCUACUUCACCACAAGGCCGUACAUGAAAAUCCUGGACCGUGAGUUAGAAGCGAACCUCCGAUCAGCUGAGAUCCUCUACACCAUAGCUCUAAACGUGGCCAAACAAUCCGGCAAAGAUUUCAUGCUGUACGAAACUUACUUCGAAAAGUUGGUAAAGGCUAGGAGAAAUUUGGGCCUCUUCCAACACCACGACGCCAUCACUGGCACCUCCAAGUCCUUCGUUAUGAAGGACUACGCCCUAAAACUGUUCGAAUCUAUCUCAGACACGACCAGUCUCCAGAGUUUCGCCAUUCAGUCUUUAGCUGGAAGCACUAGCAAACCUAAUUCCGUGUAUGUUCUGGCUGAGUCGGACAGAGACAGCUACGAGAAACUACCAAAGAAAAUACCCAUUGGAAUAAACGGUCAGGAGACCAAGAAAAUAGUCCUGUUCAAUCCUCUGGCUCAACCCAGACAGGAGGUGAUAAGUCUGAAAAUCACUUCCUACAAAAUCAGAGUCCUAGACCCGCAGAAGAAUCCCAUCUCGUAUCAGAUAGCUCCGGUAAUGAAUGCCACGAGUAUCACUCACGACGUCUACGUUCUAUUGUUCAUGGUGGAGCUGAAACCUCUGUCCAUAGCUACGUAUCAUCUUCAACAGAUAGAUAAAGUGCCCAUGGAAGCUAUUUCCACGGUGUACUGCAGCAGAUGCGGCAAGGACAACGUGUUUCCUAUCAAACCCAUGCAAGUAGGCGACGUUCAAUUGGAAAACCAGAGGAUGAAACUGUUGUUCGAUGGUCAAACUGGAUUCCUGAAAAGAGUGACCAAGAAAGCGACAGGUAAAAUCAUGCAGUGCGCCGUUCAGUUCGCUGCCUAUCCGUCCGCGCAGUUCCACAGUGGGGCUUAUUUGUUCAUGCCCGAUCCCAACCUUCGAGACAUCGAUAAGGACGUCCUCGAAGCGUAUACGCCUCAUCAGAAGAUCUACAUCGUCAGUGGAAGCCUCAGUUCGAGGCUGACAGUUGAGUAUGGAAAGUUGUUAACCCAUCACGUGGCCAUCUAUCACAGAGACGAUGGUCUCGGCGAGGCUAUCUACUUGAGGAACAUCGUGGACUUUGAAACUCCGCCAAAGAAUCGCGAAACAGAGAUGUUCAUGCGUCUGCAGACCGAUAUUUUGAAUGGCGAUCCUCCAGAGUUUUACACAGACUUGAACGGCCACCAAAUGAUUAAGAGGACGAAGAUAGAGAGAAUUGGCAUCGAGGGUAACUACUUCCCCAUCACCACCAUGGCCUACAUCGAAGACACCAAUCACAGGCUCACUCUGUUAGUAAAUCACUGCCAGGGAGCAGCCAGUUAUCAACCAGGCUGGCUGGAAGUAAUGUUAGACAGAAGAACAUUGUACGAUGACUCGAGGGGAAUGGGUGAGGGUCUUCUAGACAAUCGUAGAACCGUGAUCAAACACUGGUUGCUAUUAGAAGACAUCACCGGGGAGAAAGAUAAAUAUUCCAAGCCUUCCCUUUUCGCUAAUCAUCUUAGCAACGCUCUCAAUUACCCCGUAAAUAUUUUUGUGGUGGACGGUACGGAAGGCGAUAUAGCGAUGGCGCCAGAGGUUAGGCUAUUAAGUCAAAGCUUCCCCUGUGACCUACACCUGUUAAACCUUAGGACCAAUCACGACCAGAAACUGCCACACUUCCCUGUGAACAGUGCUCUGAUGGUGCUACAUAGGCAAGGUUAUAGUUGCUCCGUGGGCGUGGACGUUGCUAUGAAACACUGCCCGCUGACGGAGAAGAUUGGUCAAGGAACGUCGUUCUUCAAGUUAGCGAAUCUCAAUGUGACGAAGACCUCGUUGACUGGCACCAAGACGAAGCACAGGUUGAAGGAUGGUCUGCAAGAAGUGAGUCUCCAGCCCAUGGAACUGGAGACGUUCAACGUGAACUUCGUCCAAUGAUCGUAAGCCCAAACAGAAGCGUUUGCCUGCCUUCUAAACAGAAUACUGCCCUGGCAGAUGCUACCUCUUCGAGUCUUCGUGCAAUCCACUGGAAUCAGAAAUAGAGAGAGUGAGAGCGAAAGGAAUCGCCCUGUAGAUAGCGGUGGAACCAUGUUCUUCUUACCCCCAUUUUUCAUCUUGUGUUCCAUGGUCAAUUCAGUGUACAUACUUGGACGCCGCGGUGACCUUGACUGUAUUUGCACCAGUGUACAUACAUUCACACAUAUACCAGGCCAUCGCACCGUGCUCUGUUCUAUCUUUUAGUUGGGUUUCCAAUUAGGCAGGCAGAGACAGGAAGGGAGAGUUCACGUAAGAAGAAAAAUUAUACAGACUCGCUGUGUCCUCUGACUACACGUACGGAUUCACAAUGAUUUCCCGUGUUCCUCGGAUCACUUCAAACCGACUGUAGGUAACACUGUAGGUAGUCGAAACUCGUUCCUGAAGCCCGGUCUUUGCCUGUGGAACCAUUCGAACGUGUCUACACUGGUCAAUUUCUAUAGCCAGAUUGUUCAAAGGGACCGCCGGCCGAGACCCGGCUUAAGAAGCAUGCCAAAAUCGACUGACGACACAAUCAAAUGAUCAAAGUGCAUUACAAACUAGUAAUCUGUACAAAGGUAGAGAUUCAGCUCGCGCGAGGCGCAUGGGAAUAAUGUGGAUUAUGGUGAACAAACAGGGUGCUCCACUUAGCCGAAGCGUUUGAGCAACUUUGUAGCUGAAGUUAUUUUCGAAAUUGUUUAUUGAAGUGUUUGUUAGUGAAAAUUGCUUAAAAAAAGAUUUUAACAAAUUUUUAGCUCUACGAGUCCAUAGGACAAAAUAAUGGAUUUAAUAAAUUUCAUCGAUAGCUUUAGUUCUAGAUUUUUAAAUAUUGACUAUAUUGAAAUAAUAAUAACAUUUGCCUUUUUUCUUGUAUUUAAAAAAUGAAGAAGUAUCGUAUAAUUCUACUUGAUUAGAAGAUAUAUUCUACGAGAAUACAUGACGUAUAAAUUUCUUUUGAAGAAAGCUUUUCAAUUAUAUAUUGUCCACAAAUAUUUAAAAGAUAUAUGAAACAUCUAAAUUCUUAUAAGUUGUCUUGGGCAUUCCAGAAUUCUUCCAAGAAUGUGUAGAUCACCUCACGUAGCAUAGUGAUAGGAUGAUUUAUAAAAUAUACAUCAAACGCUGAAGCCAAGUGAACCCACCGUGUGAAAUACUAUAAAUAAUAUAUUAUAUUGUACAUAUCAAACCAGGACUUUACCUUAGACCGUAUAUUGUGAUAGCGUGAGAUAUAUAAUGUAAAUGGUAUACACCUAUUUUCAUAUGCAAAACGUUAUACAAUAAGACUCUCUCUUCCUUCUCCGGGCAGAACGGAAGAUAAAAGGAAACGAAGUCAAUCGCCAGACACCACUGGCGACUUGUAACGCUCUUCCAAUUCUAGCGAGGACACGAUUUAGUUGAGCCUGAAGACUGGAAAGUACCUAUUUUUUACUUUUGCUAAGCGAAUCUGGCUGGAGAGGCGAGAAGGUUCGAUCAGGCGUCCGCUGUACGACUGACUCAUGUAAAUAUUAGAUUAAUUAGUAAGGGAGAAAGCGUCGUACGGGUUCCACGCGAGUUCUCUAAGAACCUAAUCUGCCAUUGAAGCACGCAUAUUGGCCAAGGAGGAAGUUAGGUUUCAGUUUUCUCGUCACUAGGUUACCUCAACAGCUCAUCGAGACUAGAUUAGCGAGUGAAGACGUUUGUUGUAACGAUUGUUAAGCUUUCUUAAUUUUAGAUGUUGAAUAUUAGUAAUUUUUAUAAAUUUUAUCGACGACUCUUUAAAAUUAGAGAUAUCUUAAAUGAAGUAUCAGGAAGAAAUGUUUCGAAGAUUUUGAAAUUUACAAAUGUUAUUUUAUAUAAUUGGUUGGCUAAAGCGAUUGUAAAAGUUUAUUUCGAUCAAUAUUCGUGAACUUUGAGGGAGACGUAUGGCUAAGAAUAAUUUCACCGAACGAUCCCAACAACAGGGAAUUUUAUUCCGCUGCUAGUUCUGUUUUGCAAGGGAUUGCGAUGCAAACGAUGCGGCUCGGUGCAUCUGAAAUUAAGCUCGGCUUAUUGAGCCUCCUGGUUUUUCGAUUCGGGAACUCGGUGAAUUGAAUGAUGUAUACAAGAAAAUCCUCGACGGUGUGAUUGGAAGCAGCUCCUAGUAAAAAAAAAAAGAGAAAAAAAAACCCUAGAGAUAAAAAGCUCUAAUUCCCUUUUAACUUUAACUCUAACUCUACUCUUUUAUCUUUUUUUAGUUCUAUUUUCUACCAAAAAAAGAAAAAAGAAACAAAAAUAUAAAUUAGUAUCUAAUAUUUCAUAACGUUAAGAGAAAUCGAAGUACAAUUCUUUUUUAUGAUCUUUCGAAAACUGGUACCAAUUUUCGAAGGAAAAAACAUAACACACCAAUUGGCGCAGCCUGCCUCCAAGUGGGCCAACUGAAGAAAGUAAAAUACCAAGACGUGUGAUUGUUGAAUGCCGCUGUGGCCGCCAGGAGAUUCGCGUUGGAACACCGAAGAAUUAGAUUAAAAAAAAAAAAAAAAAAA
This is a messenger RNA of Heterotrigona itama, 5445 nucleotides long. The record is from the annotation of a GenBank genome assembly. Lineage: Eukaryota; Metazoa; Arthropoda; Insecta; Hymenoptera; Apidae.